Paramecium octaurelia is the source of this 1012-nucleotide messenger RNA. NCBI's taxonomy places the organism in Eukaryota, Ciliophora, Oligohymenophorea, Peniculida, Parameciidae. The record is from the annotation of a GenBank genome assembly.
UAUUAUAUGUAAGGGUCUGAGAUUUUGAUUGCUCAAGCAUAGCAUAAAAAUGAGUUAGUUCAUCAGUUGUAGGAACAAGCUUAUGAAACAGAAUUCAAAUAAUUGGAUAAUAAUCAAGUGACAAAGGCUAUUGAGUACAUUUUGGAGAACCCUCAUUUUGGCUUUUUUUUUAUUUAUACCGAAAAUCAUCACAUCUUCGGGUAGAUCCUGAUGACCAAAGAAUAUAAUAUCUACUCUGGAUUAACUUGUUGGUUUCAAUCUGUAAAUUUAUGAAUUCAACCAUUUUAGGUUUAUGUGAAGAAGGAUCAUAGAAUGAAGGGAAUAUUUAAGUAAAUGUACAAGGAAUUUAUGAAGUAUGCAGCAAAGCAAAAAGCAGGGACUAAAUUAUAUGUCGAAUUUGAGAAUAAGAAUGCUAUCAAAGUCUAUGAGAAAUUGGGAAUGAUUAGAACAGAGGAAACCAUAUUUGAAGAUGAUUUCGUAUUUCAUCCUGUCAAGUAAGUCAAAUUACUUAUUUAAUUAGAAUUAUUAAUCUUGGUUAAGAUUGUGUAACGAGGACUUCCAGCAACAAAAAGGAAUUAGAGGACUUAUUAAAGAAAGGAAAAAGUAUCUUAGGGAAUGACUUAACUCAAUAAUUGUAAAUUGAGGAUUGUUUAAAUAAUAACAAAAAUGCAUUUAUAAUAACAGAGAGUUCAACAGACUAUUUGAUAGGAUUAUACUUCAUAGAAUUUAGUGAUUGGAGGAAUGGAGUAUUAAUUAAUUAAUAAACAUUAGAUAAUUCUGUGGUUUUACGAUUUUGUAAGUUCUACCUAUAAUAAUGGAAUUAUUAGUAUAAUGAUGAGCAAUAUGCUGAAUUCGAUUAAGCAUAAAUAAAUUAAAUUUAACCCUGAAGUGAAAGGAAUUAGAAUACUUGUAGACAGAUCUAAAGGUUAGCGAUUGGAGUAAUUAUUGGAAGUCAUUGGUCUAAAAGAGUCACACUAUUAUAUAUAUUCUUAAAAAAGUGAUUGAAAAUGAG